UGGCCUGACUUCCUUUAGAGUGUUUUUGCCGAUGUUGUCUGCACAGAUCGCAUAGAAGCCUUACCCCUCAUCCCAGGCAAAGAGCAGACCAGCCUUCCUCCCACACAGAGCUGGUGGGGCUACCUUCUCCUGGACCCUCUCCUGUUGUGCUCCGCAAAGCAAGCUUGCAUCUCUGAUCCAUCAUGAUGGCCACAGAAUUCACAAACCCCAUCUUUAACAUAUCUGACGACUACAGCUACCACUCCACAUCUUCCGUGGAUGACUACGUGAACUACAACUUUCCGGAUUUAUUCUGUAAGAAAAACAAUGUCAGGCAGUUUGCGAGCCACUUCCUCCCACCCUUGUACUGGCUCGUGUUCAUCGUGGGUGCCGUGGGCAACAGUCUGGUCAUCCUUGUCUACUGGUACUGCACACGAGUCAAGACCAUGACCGACAUGUUCCUCUUGAAUUUGGCAAUUGCCGACCUUCUCUUUCUCAGCACCCUCCCCUUCUGGGCCAUCUCUGCCGCUGACCAGUGGAGAUUCCAUCCCUUCUUGUGCAGCGUGGUCAACAGCAUGUACAAGAUGAACUUCUACAGCUGCGUGCUGCUGAUCAUGUGCAUCAGCGUGGACCGGUACAUCGCCAUUGCUCAGGCCAUGAAAGCACAGACCUGGAGGCAGAAAAGACUCCUGUACAGCAAAAUGAUCUGCUUCACUGUCUGGGUGUUGGCGGCCGCACUCUGCAUCCCAGAAAUCCUGUACAGUCAACUCAAGGAGCAAUCCGACAUCACCAUCUGCACCAUGGUUUACCCUAGUGAGCAGAGCGCCACAGUGAAGUCGGCUGUCUUGACCCUGAAGGUCAUCCUGGGCUUCUUCCUCCCUUUCGUGGUCAUGGCAUGCUGCUACACCAUCAUCAUUCACACUCUGUUACAAGCCAGGAAGUCAUCCAAGCACAAGGCCCUGAAGGUGACCAUCACUGUCCUUACGGUCUUUGUCCUAUCUCAGUUCCCCUACAACUGCAUUCUGUUGGUGCAGACCAUCGAUGCCUACACGAUGUUCAUUUCCAACUGUGCCAUUUCCACCAACAUUGACAUCUGCUUCCAGGUCACCCAAACCAUCGCCUUCUUCCAUAGUUGCCUGAACCCCAUCCUCUAUGUCUUUGUGGGUGAGAGAUUCCGCCGGGAUCUUAUGAAGACCCUGAAGAACUUGGGUUGCAUCAGCCAGGCACGGUGGGUCUCGUUCAUGAGGAGAGAGGGAAGCGUGAAGCUGUCAUCCAUGCUGCUGGAGACAACCUCAGGGGCUCUCUCCUACUGAGGGGUCUCUGCUCCGACAUGGAUGGCCCUCUUUGGAAGUCAUGAGAAGUCCAGGUAUGGCUGCCCCACGGAUGCGACUGGAGAGAAACCAAUGAUGAAGAAGAAAAAGUGUGGAAAAAGAAAAACCCAGAAAGAGAUGAAUUUGGGCGAUUACUUCAGUUAGAAUUUCCAAGCCAGAGCUUUCCAAAUUGACUGGCUGUCCCAUGAGGCUGUCACUGUCAUUGGCUGCAAUGGCCACAAUUUUCAAAGGAGGACCAACAGACGAUCUUGCAGACCACCCUGGCUUUUUGCCACUUGCCCGAGCAUUAAUGCAGCUGACCUCUGGAGUUCUUCUGUGACUCCAUGGCUGAUUGCAGGGUUGACCUGCCCAAGGACUCUGCUUGUCCACUCGUGUCACAGGGGUUGGUCAGACUGUGCAGGGACCCUGAGAGCCCGAGUUGGCAGAACUGGCCCUAGCUCUGUCAUGGGCUCACUCCUGCCGAGUGGCUUUUGGGAUGGUCCUCUUUGCUCCCUAUAAAACGGGUUGGUUUUAUUGAGCCUCUUGUUUCUGAGCUUGCUGGAAAGAUAUCUGCCUCCACGCUGCUUCUCCUUUUCUUACUAUAUAGCGCUGACGUGUUCGAAGGCUUCCAGUUGAGAGAUGAGGCUGAAAAAAAGUAAUACAAUUCACUUUUGCUUUGUGUCUUUUAACUAUCUGGCUCUCACAUGUGAAAACAUUUUGUAUAUUGGAAAAAGUGCUUUUUGAUGACUGUGUAAAAUACCCAUUACUUAUCACUUUCUUCAUCAUUUCUGUAUUUUAAAAGUGUCCUAUUAAAGGUCCAAUAGCCCUAUUAGAGUGUGAAGAAUAAGGCCAAGAUAAGGAAAUAAAAUCUCCAAAAUACCUUAAAGCCA
Molecule: messenger RNA, 2179 nt
Organism: Callorhinus ursinus (northern fur seal)
Lineage: Eukaryota; Metazoa; Chordata; Mammalia; Carnivora; Otariidae
Gene: CCR9
Product: C-C motif chemokine receptor 9
Biological process (GO): cell chemotaxis; positive regulation of cytosolic calcium ion concentration; G protein-coupled receptor signaling pathway
Cellular component (GO): membrane; external side of plasma membrane
Molecular function (GO): C-C chemokine receptor activity; C-C chemokine binding
Source: RefSeq, a predicted model, not a curated record